Molecule: messenger RNA, 798 nt
Organism: Radiomyces spectabilis
Lineage: Eukaryota; Fungi; Mucoromycota; Mucoromycetes; Mucorales; Radiomycetaceae
Exons: 4
Coding region: 1-798 (265 amino acids)
Source: RefSeq, a predicted model, not a curated record
AUGCAUAAAAAUCAUAUAACGUCCGUACCCAUCUUUUCCCACAAUGGUACUACCGUCGUCAGCAUUGUCAAUCUCUUUGAUAUCUUGCUCUAUUUGAUUCCGGAAACCGAUAAUUUGGAUACGGAUAACUUCCGCUUGCAAGAUCCGGUGGAAAAUGUACUCGGACUCGAUGUCGACCGAGAAAGUUACCGCAUAUAUACAACGUAUUAUACCGAUAAGCUGCUGCCGACCUUGAACGCGUUUGCUUCUGGUGUCCAUCGUUCGCUUGUCAUUGAUAACCAAGGCCAAUCGGGUAAUCCGUGGCUGUUAUCGCAAACGGACAUUAUCCGACACAUUUAUCAACAUCCCGACAGUAUACAAGGCUUAGCCGAUGCCGAAGCUCCAGUGGACAGCUUUGAUUUCUUGAAACGUCCUUUGAUUACUGUUCCCGAAACCAAGUCAGCCUUGGCUGUCUAUCGCUUAUUGGCGGAGAAAAACCUCAGUGGCGUACCUAUUGUGGAUGACAGUGGCCAUUUCUGUGGCGAUAUAUGUUUGGAGGAUUUACCGUCAGCGAACUUGGAACAUAUUGACGAUCUGACAUUAUCAUGCAAAGAAUAUUCCAAGAAAAAAUCCCAUGCUUCACCACCCACCGCAACCCCGGAUACAAAACUUCAGGAUAUUCUCCACAUUCUUGUAACCAAGGAUACCCACCGUGUAUGGAUUCUCGAAAACACCUCCUCUCAAAUGGUCGUAGGCGUAGUGACCAUGUCAGAUAUCAUUCAUCUGUUAUGCAAGGACCAUGCUUCGUCGAUUUUUUAA